Rosa chinensis is the source of this 1520-nucleotide messenger RNA. Its product is annotated as putative F-box protein At3g16210. Bases 339 to 1520 code for a protein of 393 amino acids. Lineage: Eukaryota; Viridiplantae; Streptophyta; Magnoliopsida; Rosales; Rosaceae. Gene Ontology annotation, molecular function: protein binding. The record is from RefSeq and is a predicted model, not a curated record. The transcript has a single exon.
CAUAUUCUGGUUGGUUACUCGCUCUUUUGAUUCUAGAAAUCAUUGCGGCCAGUUUACUUUUCCAUAUUGCACCCAUAAAGCAAUAAAUUGAGCUCCUUAAAUAGUUGAUUACUUGAUACGGUUCAGGCAUUUUUCAAAGAACAGUGACCUCAAAAUCCCUUAAUUGGUUUAUGUGCAAACAGGACUUAGAUUUCCACAUAUAUUCGACACCAGAUUGAAUCCUAAGCACGUUAGGAUUCCUAGUUAGAGAUGGUUUAAGACUAGUUGUUCCCAAUACAGUCACCAAUCUUCAUGUUUUCAUUGCGUUACGAUUUCUUGUGCUCGGAGCAGUGUCAUCCAUGGCUCUCAGGAGGGCAAUUUCAAUACCAGAAGAUAUUAUAGCAGGGGAAAUUGUCCUGAGGUUGCCGGUGAAAUCCGUAGGGCGAUGCAGAUGCGUUUGUAAACGGUGGCGCUUUCUAUUCUCUGACCCAGACUUUGCUAAAUCUCACAUACAGUCUGCUCCUAAGCAGCAACGACUUGUUUUUCACCUCGGCUAUGAAUUCCAUUCGCAAGACUUGGAGUUGGGAAUGCAGAAAUCUUUGGUCAGAGUGAGUCCUCCGCCGUUCAAGAAUCCGAAGCAUGCUCUCAGCUUUGUAGGCUCCUGCAAUGGGUUGGUAGCCUGUGUAAGUGGUGCUUCCAUUCAAACUUGUCGACCUUCCAGGGAGAUCAGCUUGUUUAUCUGGAACCCAUUAACCGGAUUCUACAAGGAAUUCCUAGGCCAAGGUUUCUAUUCUCUGAUGCGUGGUUUUGGUCAUGUGUCCCGCGCUGACGACUAUAAAGUGGUGGAGUUACUAGAUCAUGAACUAGUUAGGGAGAUCCGCGUCUUCUCGUUGAGCUCUCAGACAUGGAAAUCGAUUAAAUGCCCUCUCAAUCUCACGUUUACAACCCUGCAAGUGAAGGGGGUGUUUUUGAAUGAGGCGCUUCAUUGGUUAGCUUAUGAGACUGAUCGCCCUGAUUUAGAUCCACGAAUAGCACCAGUAGUCUUAUUUGUUUUUGAUUUGGCAAAGGAGGAGUUCCGAAAAGUACAAGUGCCUCGUGGUGUUGUUAGAUGCUCAAUGUAUGAUAGGCGUCUGGGAGUUUCUUGUGAAGGAUGCUUGUAUAUAAUGUGCUUUCCAAAAUCUGGUUACCGUUGUCGUGAUGCUCUUCGUGUUGAAUUUUGGGUCAUGAGAGAAUAUGGCAACAUUAGCAACAUUUAUUCUUGGAAUAUAAUUAGUAUAAGGAUUCCCAAUGAGUUUACUCGGUAUAAUCUUGAACCAAUCUUGCUCAUGGAAACUUGUGCAGUUGUGAUGAACAGGUCGAAGAAGAGUGGCCGACUGGUUUCACAGCAGGGGAGUAACAUCCGGAGCAACGAUCGAGAGGACAUAUACAUGAUUCACCAUCAUACUCAAAAAGAGAACCUGAAAGUGUACAUUGUUGAGUCUGAUCCACCAGAUAUGAUUGUAUAUGAAGAGUCUAUUUUCUCUUUGUUAGUGAGUAACUAA